CGUACAUAUGCCAAAAACUUCGACAGUAGUGAUGUUUCUCUUGUUUUACCUGUAUCGUACAAGUUCCAUAUAAGGAUUAUGCACUGAUGGGGCCAAUUUGCAGGCUUAUGCACUAGAAGUAGACCAACACAAAAGAACAAUGCUUCUUGUUAACAAAGCAGAUCUUUUACCCAUUUCUAUCAGAAAGAAAUGGGCUGAAUACUUCCACAAGCAAGGGAUUCUUUUUCUAUUCUGGUCAGCUAAAGCUGCCUCUGCGGCUAUGGAAGGGAAGAUACCAACGAUCUCUCAAGAGGCAGGUGAUGCUGAUACAAAAAUUGUUGGCAGAGAAGAGCUAUUGGUCCGGUUACAGUCUGCAGCGGAGGAGAUAGUUUUGACUAGGAAUAGGUCAGCUUCUGUUGGAGGAGGCCCGUCUCAUGCUCAUCGUGCUAAUGAAAACUUAGCAGCAGAUGUUCAAUCUAGAAGUGUGAUGGUGGGGUUUGUGGGGUAUCCUAAUGUUGGAAAAAGCUCAACCAUUAAUGCUUUGGUAGGGGAAAAACGGGCUGGUGUGACAUCUACUCCCGGGAAGACAAAGCAUUUUCAAACACUCGUGAUAUCUCCUAAACUUACUCUAUGUGAUUGCCCUGGUUUGGUGUUUCCAUCAUUCACAAGUUCGAGAUAUGAGAUGAUUGCAUGUGGUGUUUUGCCAAUUGAUCGGAUGACUGAGCAUAGAGAGGCUGUACAGGUGGUGGCAAAUCGAGUCCCUAGAAAAAUUAUUGAGGAUGUCUACAACAUAUCUCUGCCGAAACCAAAGCCGUACGAGUCACAGUCUCGUCCACCUACUGCAGCAGAACUUUUGCGAACAUACUGUGCAUCUCGUGGUUAUGUUGCUGCAAGUGGAUUGCCUGAUGAAACAAGAGCAGCACGUCAGAUGUUGAAAGAUUAUGUUGAUGGGAAGCUUCCACAUUUUGAAACGCCUCCA
Molecule: messenger RNA, 958 nt
Organism: Nicotiana tabacum (common tobacco)
Lineage: Eukaryota; Viridiplantae; Streptophyta; Magnoliopsida; Solanales; Solanaceae
Source: RefSeq, a predicted model, not a curated record